Molecule: messenger RNA, 1990 nt
Organism: Solanum verrucosum
Lineage: Eukaryota; Viridiplantae; Streptophyta; Magnoliopsida; Solanales; Solanaceae
Exons: 8
Coding region: 284-1747 (487 amino acids)
Biological process (GO): clathrin-dependent endocytosis; clathrin coat disassembly
Cellular component (GO): intracellular membrane-bounded organelle; cytoplasm; vesicle
Molecular function (GO): clathrin binding
Source: RefSeq, a predicted model, not a curated record
UAUAGAUCAGUUACAGUAAAAAUAGCGGGUAAAUAUUUUUGGGAAGAAAGCAUCUCAAUUUGACAUCUCAUACACGUACAAACGUAACCCACCAACCAACCGACGCUCCAUUAAGAAGAAGCCUUUCUUCUUCAUCAUCAAUUUUCAGCUCAUUGCUCUGCACCUUCCUUUUUUUGUAUUUUUGUAACAUACACAUAUUGCGUUUCCUCUCUUUAUUUUUGUUAGAUUAGAUAAGAAUAUUCAGAGAUCGAAUUGCUGCUAUUGUAAUUUUUCUGAAAAAAUUAUGGAUGAAUUUGGCGUUUUGGUUGAGAGAUAUGGCGUCAAAGUUCAGGGAGCCAAGUCAACACCUAUGGCUAAUUUGAAGGCGAAAAACAAUUCCAGCAAUGGUUUUCCGUCAAAUCUCGGGUUUAAUUCGGGUCAAAACACCGGGUACAGCUCCGGGGAUCCCUUUGCGAAUGAUCUCGAUGGAAUUUUCCGGUCUAAGACUUCACAGAACUAUGAUGAUAAUGAUAUUUUUGGAGGUGUGUUUGCAAAUUCAAAGCAGCAGCAGAAUAAUGUGGAUAUUGAAUCAGUAUUGGGAGGUUGGAGUUCGGGUAAUAAUAAUAACUAUGCUAGUAAGAAUGUGAAUGAUGAUUUUGAUUUGUUUGGUACGGAACCAAAGAGGAGUGACUCGAUUGAUGAUUUGUUUGGGAAUUUGGGAUUGAAAUCGGAUGGUUUGAAGAAAAAUCCUGCUGGAAAGAGGUCAGAAAGUGAUGAUUUGAUUCCUGGAUUUGGUGAUUUUAGCUCCCCAAGUUAUAGCAAAAAAUCAGACCCGAGGAGUCCUCAGCAAUCGAAUUCUUCUAAAUCAAGCUCCUCUUCACCAGAUGAUCCAUUUUUGGUUUUUGAAUCAUCCACCAGUGAGGCAAAUGCUUCUUCUUGGCCAUUUUCAGAAUCAUCGGAACAUCAUAAUGGAAGUAAUCCUGUGACAUCUUCAAUUGACGAACUUGAAGAUUUUGCCAAUUUUAAGGUUAGGAGUGAUACAACUGAACUACCACAUGUUCCUAAAAAGGACUCCUCUGUAAAGAAUCCUGUGGACAGAGCACAAGAGAAGUCCAAAAAUGUGAGAGUGACAAUCAACAAACCGAGCAAUAUGACAAAGCCAAAAUCUGCAGCUGAGGGCCAUAUGUCUGCAGGUUUCCAUAAGAAGGGAAGGCCAGAAGAAAAGAAGUCAUCAUUGAGUAAAAAGAACGUGUCGCCUGUGAAAAACCUUGUCGAUGACUUAAUGUUUUUUGGAGACUCUGCUCCUUCCUCUGAGGCAUUUCAGGAAGUUGAGGAUGAAAGUGAAGAAAGAAGAAAUGCUAGGUUGAAACAUCAUUUGAAGACCCAAGAGCGCAUGGCUAAGGCUUUGGCUGAGAAGACUCAGCGUGAUCUUCAGUCUCAGAAUGAGCAGGAAGAGAAGCAUAGGCUUGCUGAUACGCUGAACUAUGACAUAAAACGUUGGGCUACUGGAAAGGAAGGCAACCUCCGGGCGUUGCUGUCGUCACUACAACAUGUAUUGUGGCCUGAAUGCGGUUGGCAGCCAGUUUCAUUGACUGAUUUGAUCACUUCUAUAUCUGUCAAAAAAAUUUAUCACAAGGCAACUUUAUGUGUCCACCCAGACAAAGUUCAACAAAAAGGGGCCACAGUUCGGCAGAAGUAUAUUGCUGAGAAGGUUUUUGAUCUUCUCAAGGAAGCAUGGAAUAAAUUCAACUCAGAGGAGCUAAGAUGAGUUCGAACUGCUUUAAAAACUCCUUACUGAAAGCAGAUAAUGAACUGUCCUUGCUUGGAAGUGAAGCAACGAUGUACGAAUGUUGUAAUAGUUGUGCGAAUCUGCUCGACUUUACUGUUUUGGUGGACUGACACGAUACUUAGUUGCUUCACCGGGAAUUAGUGCUAUCACGAAUGUGCAUGUUUACAAUCUCCGGCUAUGUAUUUAAAACCGAGUAGAUUUUUGUUCGUGUGAUUUUUAUUU